AUGUCGACUUUGAAAGCCUCUCGCGCGGACAACUUCUACUACCCGCCCACGUUCACGCCGACCGAAGGUGGAGGUGAUGGAAGAUUUAAAAACACGCACGGCGCGCUCGGGAAACGAAAACAAAGUGGUUUUUUGACGGUACGGUUUGAAGCGCCGUUUCCUAUGCGAUGUUUACACUGCUCGAACGCACCUUUAAUCGCGAAAGGCGUGAGAUUUAACGCGAGGAAAAGUAAAGUUGGGAACUAUCUGUCCACGCCGAUAUACUCGUUCGUGAUGUUAAGUCACCGGUGUUGUAAUAAAGAGAUUGAGAUUCACACGGACCCGAAAGGGGGGGAAUUCGUGUGCGUGCGAGGGGCGAGGCGAGCGCACGAGAGAGACGUGUACGUUCCGGACGACGUCGAGGUGAAAGGAGGGAGAACUAUGGAAUACGCUGGCAUCGAUGGAGUUAUGGUGGAGAGAGGCAGUGAUAUCGAUCAGAUGAGUUCGCUAGAGAAGGAAGAGAGAAUGAAGCGGGAAGGGAAAGAACGGUUGUCGAGAUACGCCGAGGAUCGAUUACGGGCGGAGGAGAGAUGGAGUUCAGACUACGAAGCAAAUAAACGGUUGAGAAGGAGUAAUCGGGAGAGGAGGAAAGAAGAGAGAGGGAGGGACGAUGAAGGGAGGAAGAUGGGGUUUGCGAGCGGGGAAGAUGGUGGGGUGAAAUGCGGCCGCGAUGAGUCGGAAAAGAAUCAAGAAUGA
This is a messenger RNA of Bathycoccus prasinos, 735 nucleotides long. RefSeq lists its product with no specific name. Gene Ontology annotation, cellular component: U2-type spliceosomal complex; post-mRNA release spliceosomal complex. The record is from RefSeq and is a predicted model, not a curated record. The transcript has 2 exons. Bases 1 to 735 code for a protein of 244 amino acids. Gene Ontology annotation, biological process: mRNA splicing, via spliceosome. Lineage: Eukaryota; Viridiplantae; Chlorophyta; Mamiellophyceae; Mamiellales; Bathycoccaceae.